Eremothecium gossypii ATCC 10895 is the source of this 525-nucleotide messenger RNA. It is a transcript of the gene PPT2, whose product is annotated as holo-[acyl-carrier-protein] synthase. Gene Ontology annotation, molecular function: magnesium ion binding; holo-[acyl-carrier-protein] synthase activity. NCBI's taxonomy places the organism in Eukaryota, Fungi, Ascomycota, Saccharomycetes, Saccharomycetales, Saccharomycetaceae. The coding region runs from base 1 to 525 and encodes 174 amino acids. The transcript has a single exon. The record is from RefSeq and is marked provisional. Gene Ontology annotation, cellular component: mitochondrion.
AUGCUUGUUCCUCACGACCGAAUGGUUGGCAACAAGCGGCGUGGGACCAUGCGAGUGCUGGGCAUCGGCACAGACCUUGUAUACAUGCCGCGCGUUGUGGAGCUGCUGCGACGGAUGCCCGCAGGAUCGGGCGCGCAUGCGCGGUUCGCGGGCAAAUUCAUGCACGCGCGUGAGCGCGCCGGUGCCCUCGGGGCCAAAGACCAGGCUCGCUACGUGGCGGGGGUGUGGGCGGCCAAGGAGGCACUGUACAAGGCGGUGGCAGGCGCAGACGCGCCGCCAGCCGCGACGCUGUACCGCGCGUGCUAUAAGGAGGCCGACGCCGUUGGACGCCCGACGCUGCAGGUGGACGCGGGAGAGCUGCAGCGGGCGGGUCACAUGCGUUUCUGGGAGGAGCGGCUUGCGGGAACGCGAUUUCUACUGAGCGUUUCUCACGAUGAGGACUACUUGGUGGCCUUUGUCUGCCACGUCGCCGACGAAACUUUUCGAGCGCCCGAUGAACGCCAGCGGAUCACAAAGAACAGCUAG